Cornus florida is the source of this 1736-nucleotide messenger RNA. Its product is annotated as casein kinase II subunit alpha-like. The transcript is spliced from 10 exons. Gene Ontology annotation, molecular function: protein serine/threonine kinase activity; ATP binding. The coding region runs from base 118 to 1497 and encodes 459 amino acids. Gene Ontology annotation, cellular component: cytosol; nucleus; protein kinase CK2 complex. Gene Ontology annotation, biological process: protein phosphorylation. The record is from RefSeq and is a predicted model, not a curated record. Lineage: Eukaryota; Viridiplantae; Streptophyta; Magnoliopsida; Cornales; Cornaceae.
GGAAACAAUUUAAAAAAGAAAAAAACAUGAAAAAGAGAAGAAUGAUAUGAGAGAGAGAGGAGUUGAAAUUGGGUCGUUGCUGCGAUUGUGCAUUAGGCGAUUAAAUCCCACCUUUUGAUGGCCGUAAGGCCUCUGCAAUUCAUCAUCUGCCACCACCAAAGCAGACUCCUUUCCUCCCCUCUCCACCACUCUUCCUCUCUCUUCCUUUCUCUCUCUAACAUUCUCUCUCAUCCCGGGUCAUCAUCAUCAGCCACAACCCCAACCCUCAUCCUCCGUCGUAUCGCUUCCAAGGCCCCACUUUCUCUCUCAUCACAACCAAAACACCACAGACAGAGACAAAAACGUCCGCCUCCGCCGCCGCCACAGCCUCCGCCUCCGCCUCCGCCGCACUCCCAUCACCUCGAACCUUCUCCGUACUCCCACCGGUUUAGACCGCCGCAGUCUCUGUCGGAAGCCCUGGCGCAGAAGAUCGGGAAAUCCAUCCGCCGCCCCGGCGCCCCCUCCAAGGCUAGGGUUUAUACCGACCUCAAUGUGAUCCGACCCAAGGAUUACUGGGAUUACGAAUCCCUCACCGUCCAAUGGGGGGAGCAGGACGAUUACGAGGUUGUGAGGAAGGUUGGAAGAGGAAAAUACAGUGAGGUUUUUGAGGGUAUUCAUUGCUCCAACAAUGAGAAAUGCAUUAUUAAGAUCCUUAAACCUGUGAAGAAGAAGAAGAUCAAGAGGGAGAUUAAAAUUCUGCAGAACCUUUGUGGUGGGCCAAACAUUAUAAAAUUGCUUGAUAUUGUCAGAGAUCAGCAAUCUAAAACCCCAAGUCUAGUAUUUGAAUUUGUGAAUAAUACAGAUUUUAAAGUGCUGUAUCCCACACUUUCUGACUUUGAUAUACGAUAUUACAUCUACGAACUUCUAAAGGCAUUAGAUUACUGCCACUCUCAAGGUAUUAUGCAUCGAGAUGUUAAGCCCCAUAAUGUGAUGAUUGAUCAUGAGAAGCGUAAGCUUCGUCUUAUAGACUGGGGCCUUGCAGAGUUCUAUCAUCCCGGUAAAGAAUACAAUGUUCGUGUUGCUUCAAGAUAUUUUAAAGGCCCCGAGCUUCUUGUUGAUUUGCAAGACUAUGAUUACUCAUUAGACUUAUGGAGCCUUGGAUGUAUGUUUGCUGGAAUGAUAUUUCGUAAGGAGCCAUUUUUCUAUGGGCAUGAUAAUUAUGAUCAACUGGUCAAAAUUGCCAAGGUACUUGGGACAGAUGACUUAAAUUCUUAUUUGAAUAAGUAUCGCUUAGAGUUAGAUCCGCAUCUUGCCGCACUUGUUGGGAGGCAUAGCAGGAAACCGUGGAUUAAGUUCAUCAAUGCCGAUAAUCAACAUUUGGCUGUUCCUGAGGCAAUUGACUUCCUUGACAAGUUGCUGCGAUAUGAUCAUCAAGAAAGGCCAACUGCAAAAGAAGCAAUGGCUCAUCCUUACUUCUACCCGGUAAGAAACGCAGAAAGCAGCAGAACUCGUGGCUAGUAUCUGACCCAAAGAUGCAGUCAACAAUUGUGUCUUCUUGUUCUUUUUAAUUUCAAUGUACUUGUUUAAGAGCUAGUUAAGUUUGCAUUUAGAAAGUUUUGUGUGAUUUGGUCAUCAAUUGUCAAUUUGUUUGGAUUAUAAUUUUAUGGACGUGUGGAUUGGUUGAACUCAACGUUAUAUUUUUACAUGAAUGGUUGAUUAAAUUAAAAACAAAGUCCCCUUUCUUUUGUUUCCCUCAA